Messenger RNA from Ruditapes philippinarum (Manila clam), 1117 nucleotides. RefSeq names its product growth hormone-inducible transmembrane protein-like. Gene Ontology annotation, cellular component: mitochondrial inner membrane. The record is from RefSeq and is a predicted model, not a curated record. Lineage: Eukaryota; Metazoa; Mollusca; Bivalvia; Venerida; Veneridae.
CUUAUCCAAUGAAACAGGCGUCCUAGAAAAUUCUGUAUUGUGGCCUGAAUAUGUACGUGCAAGAGUAAGAGCUACAUACAUGUAUUUCGGAGGAGGUAUUGCCCUUACUGCAGCCUCCGCAGUGGCUGUUAGUAGGAACCCAAGAAUAAUGAGUAUGAUGACAAGAAACUCCUUGCUGGCAAUGGGAGGAACCAUAGCUGCAAUCAUUGGUACAAAUAUAUUGUGUCAUUCAAUCCCAUACAAGCCUGGAUUUGGUGCUAAGCAGCUAGCUUGGAUGGUACAUGCUGGGGUUCUUGGAGCAGUUGUAGCCCCACUGACAUACCUUGGUGGUCCGUUACUUCUACGAGCUGCUUGGCUUACUGCAGGAGUGGUGGGAGGUUUAUCAACUGUAGCUAUGUGUGCACCAAGUGAGAAAUUCUUGAACAUUGGAGGUCCUCUAGCCUGUGGGUUUGGACUUGUUUUUGCUUCUUCCAUUGCUGGAAUGUUCUUGCCACCUACAACAGCCCUCGGUGCAGGCCUGUAUUCUAUCUCAAUUUAUGGUGGUCUUGUGCUCUUUGGAAUGUUCCUCCUUUAUGACACACAGAAAAUAAUGAAGAGAGCUGAAACACAUCCGCCCUAUGCCAUGCAGCCAUAUGACCCUGUAAAUGCAUCUCUUGGAAUAUAUGCAGACACCUUGAACAUUUUCAUAAGAAUUGCCAUGAUAUUGGCUGGUGGUGGUGGCAAGAGGAAAUAAAUGUGAUAACGCAGCCCUGGUGAUUAAAAAACUAUUUGUAGAAAAACAGCAUGUGUUACUUAACUAUUUGAUUUGACCUAACAAGUGGAUUAUAUUUAUUUCGUUUACAUGAAUAGUUUUGUGUACGGAUAUAUUUCUGAUCUGAAUGUUUCACAUAAUUUAUUAAAAUACAGUGCAGAUGAAGUGAACUAAUUUUGUAUGUUUAUUUUCAACCUUUCUUUUGUUGACAGUAUUGUAUAAAGAUUGUAAGAUACGUACAACUUUAUAGAGAAGGAAUUAAUGUACAUUACAUUUGAGCAGGUAACACCAGUUUAAGUCUUGACUUUAUUGUAUAGUGAAAAUAUUUGUUAAAUUUGUUUUCAAUAAAUAGAUGUAUAUAAAAUA